GAUGAGUGAGAGGUUUGGGUCACCGUCAGAAUGCAGAGUAGAGAUUUAGAGUUAAUAUUUACCCAAGGCAAUCCAGGAAGAAGUAGUGACAACUGUGGCUUUUCUGGUGGUUUGAUGAAGGAUAGAUAUUGAAGGCAGUUUAUAGGAAGACUAUCAACAGAAUUCAACUUCAGUGGUGAGAUCUGCAUUAGGUGCUUAAAUACAACUUGAAUUAACCACUAGAUUUUUUAAAGAAUGCUUUAGGCACACAGAGACUGUACAGAGCAAAAUGAGUUGUUUUGCUUUAGAUAGUGGAAUCGGUAGACUGAAGAGCAGGUAGCUAGGCAUAACCAAGCACAGUCUGUCAGUGCUCUCUCCACCCAUCUCUGCUUGAAGAAGCAUCACAUGCAGACAGCCAUGAAAUUCAACCAGUGUGUGCAACCGCAAGCUCCGGAGAACAGUGACAACAAAGUGUGGAAAUGGCACAUUCAGGACCCAGCCAGCCAGAGACUGACAUGGAACAAGCCUCCCAAAAGUGUCCUUGUCAUCAAGAAGAUCCAGGAUGCCAGUCUACUGCAGCCUUUCAAAGAGCUCUGUGUGUUUCUCACAGAGAAAAACAUGAUUGUUUACGUGGAGAGGAAGGUUCUAGCUGACCCAGUCAUCCAGGCCGAUGAGAGCUUUGUGGCCGUCAUCCAGAAGUUCUGCACCUUCAGAGAAGAUCUCGAUGACAUUUCCAAUCGAGUGGACUUCAUCAUCUGUCUUGGUGGAGAUGGGACCUUACUUUACGCAUCGUCACUCUUCCAGAAGAGUGUUCCACCUGUUAUGUCCUUCCACCUGGGUUCUCUGGGCUUCCUCACGCCUUUCAACUUUGACACGUACCAGUCUCAGGUCACCCAAAUCAUUGAGGGUAACGCCGCCAUCAUCCUGCGCAGUCGCCUGCGAGUGGUGAAGGAGAGCCGAGAGAAGAACGCCCGGGUGGACAAGAAGGGCAUCAUCAUGACCAACGGAGACAGCGAGGGCAGCCGCAAAGCCAUGCAGUACCAGGUGCUGAAUGAGGUGGUGGUGGACAGAGGCCCGUUCUCCUACCUUUCCAACGUGGACCUCUUCUUAGACGGACACCUCAUCACCACGGUACAGGGAGACGGUGUGAUCGUGUCGACUCCCACGGGCAGCACUGCGUACGCGGUAGCAGCCGGAGCCUCCAUGAUUCACCCCAACGUGCCGGCCAUCAUGAUCACCCCCAUCUGCCCCCACUCACUGUCCUUCAGACCCAUAGUGGUGCCUGCUGGGGUGGAACUCAAGAUCAUGCUGUCACGUGACUCCAGGAAUACAGCCUGGGUGUCAUUCGAUGGGAGGAAGAGACAAGAGAUCUGCCAUGGAGACAACAUUACCAUCACUACUUCCUGCUUCCCCGUUCCCUCCAUCUGUUUCCAGGAUCCCAUGAACGACUGGUUCGAGAGCCUGGCACAAUGUUUACACUGGAAUGUGAGAAAGAAGCAGAACCACUUUAGCUCCAAGGAGGACGUGUUCUGACGCCAACAACCUCGCCUCCCCGUGACACCAUUCUCAUAGUACACCAUAGUACACCAUUCCAGAUGCACAGAUUCUGUGCAGUUCUUCAAAAAUCAAAUUCGAUCUUUACAAUACCUGGACAAGUGUUUAACAUACCACGGCAAAAUGAUAUAGCGAUCCUAAAUCUGGAACGCACCCUUUGACUUCAGUUGGAUUCCAUCAGGUCAAUUUGCAAUCAACAUCCUCUGGAGAUUAAUUUGUUUUGGUUCUAGAUCAUCCCUUACUGUUAAGAAUUUCACACCCUUUUAAAAAGAUUGUUGAAAUGGUAUUUUUAUGCCAACAACCAGAUUCUCAUGUCUGACUGAAAACAAUCCAGGUUAAAGUUAACCUGUUAGACAAAGUAAUACUGAGCUACGGAUCAACCCCAAGCUUCUCAACAUAUAACACAGAUAUAAUGACUGUUGUCAGUGGGGACUUUUAUCAAGAACCAAUGUUCUUGGGGAUAUGGAGUUGAAAAUGUAUUUUAUAGUAAUGAUUGAAGUUUUGAUACAAUCCCUAAAAUAAAAUGUAUUAUUACUACUUCAGGAAUAGCAGAAUUGCUUCUACUCUGCAAUAAUGAAAUAAAUGUAUAGAUUGUGCCUUAAACUGGUAAAUUAUAUUAUCAUAAUCAAUGAAGGUUUACAUAACUUUCAUUUUCUUAAAUCGGAUUUACAUCUUAGUGCAGGUGUAACAUAACCAUAUCUUCAGUAUUCCUCAUAUUCAAGCUUCUCAAAUGGCUUGUACAAAUGUUAAUCUUAUAUUAAUGUUGUGUAUCUUAACUAAUCUGUCUACAACAACAACGCUGUGGUGUCUGACCGUGUGUAAUGUCAAAAGAGUAUGGCACGAACAUUAAGAACUGAAGUCCAUUCCAGGUAAGAUGAGACCACAACUCGAUGUCUUCAUAGCCUUUCACUAUAAAGCCAUAGCUCUACUAUGUUAUUCGUUUCAUAGUCAAGUGGGAUGCAUAAGGUGAUUCCAUUGUAAUUCUAUUGUUUACAAUCAAAGUGAUUGUGAGUUUACAGGGUUUUUAUUCACCCCGGGUUUUUGAGUUUUGUUUUUGCUUUUGACAUGGGAGGCCAGGUAUGUGGACUUUCGCCCAUUAAUGAAUUAUUGAAUAAUUAGUUCAGUUGGUGAGGUGAUAAGUAGAUUCUGGUGUAGUGUCUGGAAGGACCUAAACCCUGCUGUGCCACUCCAGGACCAGGGUUAUCAACCCCUGACCUAUGGUGUCUGACUGUUAUUGCAGUAUGCUGAGAGAUUGAAGGCAUUCAGAUUCUACAAGGUAGUGGCCUGCCUUACCAAAUGAGACUGCAACACUCACCCCACUUAUUGACAAGCUCUGAAAUACCGACUUGAUAAAAUGUUAUGGUGUGAGGGUUUUUCUUCUAUCUUACAGACAAAUUAUAGUGUACGAGUUUACUACGUACAUUGUGUGUGUUGGAUGGGCAAGUUAAAUUUCCCCUGAUGGAAAAACUGGUCUAAGCUCUGUGGAUACCAGCGCACCACACUCUGCAAGAGGACCAGGUAACUCUAGUCAAUCAAUCAUUCCUUAUUUUCUCAUUUAUGAUGCUUGAUAUAUUUAUUAACCAGUUUACACUAUGAUUGCUGAAAUAUAAAUCUCUGGUACGUUUUUGUAUAUUGAUAUGUAUAUGAUUAGUACAGUAAGUCAGUUUAACUAUAUCUAUUUUCUCAAAGUAGAAAAACAAAUGUCCCCUUUCAAUGGAAUUUGGAGUGGAGUCUUUUCAAGUUAAUGGCAGUCCCUUCAGUUGUUAGGGAGAUAUAGUUUGGAAACAUAAGGAAGAAAUCUAUUUGCCUUUGUAUGCUACUAUACUUUAUUUUUCAGAGAGAGUACAGUGUUUUCUCUUCUGAAGUAAAGGCAGUUGUGAACUUUGCCUUACAAACCAGUUGCACUGAAAUCAUGCCAAUCAUAUAAACUUCCCUCAAUGUGAUAUAUUUUGUGGGACCUUUUGGACGAAGGACCUUAUUCCUAUUGUUAUUUCUAUGUCAGUUAUUCUCUAAGUGCUUCUCACUUUAAACUGUUUUGCAGACUUCUCCAACUCUGAGAGCCUAUCACUUUGUAAAUAUUGUUUCUGAAAUAAAUUAUAUUUUUUCCAGAGCACUUUAAUAAACAAAGAGAGCCAA
Messenger RNA from Oncorhynchus masou masou (cherry salmon), 3669 nucleotides. Its product is annotated as NAD kinase-like. Lineage: Eukaryota; Metazoa; Chordata; Actinopteri; Salmoniformes; Salmonidae. Gene Ontology annotation, molecular function: NAD+ kinase activity. The coding region runs from base 385 to 1512 and encodes 375 amino acids. The record is from RefSeq and is a predicted model, not a curated record. Gene Ontology annotation, biological process: NAD+ metabolic process; NADP+ biosynthetic process. The transcript has 10 exons.